CCCGCGCGCGCGCUUCUCUCCGGCGCGGGCACCGGCGUGGGUCAUGGCUCCAUCCUCUCUGUUAUCCUCGUGGGCUGUGCGGUUGCUGCGCCCCGCGCACGGCUGCCACCUCCGCCUGCAACCCUUCCACCUGGCGGCAGUGCGAAAUGAAGCUGUCGUCAUUUCUGGAAGGAAACUGGCUCAGCAGAUCAAGCAAGAAGUGAGGCAGGAGGUGGAGGAGUGGGUGGCCUCGGGUAACAAGCGGCCACACCUCAGUGUCAUUCUGGUUGGUGACAAUCCCGCCAGUCACUCCUAUGUCCUCAACAAGACCAGGGCGGCAGCUGAAGUGGGAAUCAACAGUGAGACAAUUGUGAAGCCAGCCUCCAUUUCAGAGGAAGAGCUGUUGAAUUCAAUCAGGACAUUGAACAAUGACGAAAACGUAGACGGCCUUCUUGUCCAGCUGCCACUCCCAGAGCAUAUUGAUGAGAGAAAGAUCUGCAACGCCGUCUCUCCUGACAAGGAUGUUGAUGGCUUUCAUGUCAUUAACGUUGGGCGAAUGUGUCUGGACCAGUAUUCCAUGCUACCAGCGACCCCGUGGGGCGUGUGGGAGAUAAUUAAGCGAACUGGCAUUCCAACUUUAGGGAAGAACGUGGUUGUAGCUGGCAGGUCAAAAAACGUUGGAAUGCCGAUUGCAAUGUUGCUGCAUACUGAUGGAGCCCAUGAACGGCCUGGAGGUGAUGCCACAGUUACAAUAUCUCACCGACACACUCCCAAAGAGCAACUGAAGAAGCACACAAUCCUUGCGGACAUUGUGAUCUCUGCUGCCGGCAUUCCAAAUCUGAUCACAGCCGACAUGAUCAAGGAAGGGGCAACUGUCAUCGACGUGGGCAUAAACAGAGUUCAAGAUCCUGUCACUGCAAAGCCCAAGUUGGUUGGAGAUGUAGAUUUUGAAGGAGUCAAGAAGAAAGCCGGUUACAUCACUCCUGUCCCUGGAGGUGUUGGUCCCAUGACGGUGGCCAUGCUGAUGAAGAAUACCAUUAUUGCUGCGAAGAAAGUGCUGAGGCCUGAAGAGCUGGAGCUGCUCAAGGCCAAGCAGCGUGGAGUUGCCACCAACUAGCAGGACUCCAUGCCAGUCGGAGAGGCAGAGUGGGCCAAGAGGAAUGCAGUAUUUUUAAUUUAUUCUGUUGAAGUGGUUUAAUAUGAUGUUUGUAUUUAUUGAAAGCUUAAACGGGUGGACGUGUGUGCGCAUGGCUCUGCAGAACCUCACCGGGGUGCCCAUCCGCGUCCUGCCUUUGACCUGGUGAUGCAGGGGAGACAUCCUCACACUGAGAGUGAAUGCUGAACUUCAUCACAAACCCUGCCUUGUUAGGUUCUCAUUUCCCAAGUGCUAUUCCAAUUCAAGUUGAUGGCUCAUCUGAGGUUCCAAGCCUUCUGAGUUCAACUUUCAAACCAAAGGAAAACGUACUAGAGCGAAUCAGGGGGAAGGAAGAAACGGCAGCACCGACUCCGAGUGGAGGAUGGCCCCUUGCUUUCUGUGCAUGCCAGACUGACCAGGUUUCUCUGAAGAGGGCUCAGUUGACUGGGCUGGUAGAGGAAAGCCCAGCAUUGCUAGCUGUCCUGUGUGGCUGAGUCACCGGGGAAGGUUUAGGAUUUCCCCCACUUGCUGUUACCCUUCUGUGAGCUUGCCCUAUUUCAGUUUUCUAGAAUUGAGAAAGAUCAUUUCAUAAAUGACUUGUGUGAUUGUCAUGUUCGGCUUCUGCAGCACAUUUAAACUUUAAAUUUCAGACUGUUGGAGAGUAGGUGUCUAUUUUUUUUGGCCUAAGCUUUGAGGCCAGUUUUUUGAAAAACAAAAUUUGGGCAUGAUAAUCAUAAGAGCAGGUUGUGUAAAACCUACUACUUGCCACCAAAGAAAUGACGGCAGCUGCCUGUGUCUUUCACGUACCCUGUUGGCUUUCCUGAAGGUACCAAGGAGCUUGAGUUAAUAUAAGAUUUGAUCAGAUUUUCUUAUUAAAGGGUUCUGUUGCUGUUGUUGGGUUCUUUUGUCUUGUUUUUAAAUAAAACACAUCUGUCUGGUGUGGAAUGAGUUUCU
Messenger RNA from Microtus ochrogaster (prairie vole), 2068 nucleotides. RefSeq names its product methylenetetrahydrofolate dehydrogenase (NADP+ dependent) 2, methenyltetrahydrofolate cyclohydrolase (gene Mthfd2). Gene Ontology annotation, molecular function: methylenetetrahydrofolate dehydrogenase (NADP+) activity; methylenetetrahydrofolate dehydrogenase (NAD+) activity; methenyltetrahydrofolate cyclohydrolase activity. Gene Ontology annotation, biological process: tetrahydrofolate interconversion. NCBI's taxonomy places the organism in Eukaryota, Metazoa, Chordata, Mammalia, Rodentia, Cricetidae. Gene Ontology annotation, cellular component: mitochondrion. The record is from RefSeq and is a predicted model, not a curated record.